AUGUUGGUGUUAGGACUGGUGGAUAUCCCCAUAUGGGGCCAACUACUCAUUCUACUUGUUGCUACGAUAAUAGCAUACGUUGUGUACAUGUCCUGGGAUUACAAUAUCUUCAAAAAGAUGGGCGUUGAUGGUCCAAAACCAACCCUUGUCAUGGGAAAUUUGGGGCUGUUCUUCAAAGAUGGCAUAGUUAAGGGCGAGAUUGACCUUUACAGGAAGUAUGGCAAAAUGUUUGGGACUUUUGAAGGGAAGUUUCCUACCCUGUUUGUUGCUGACCCGAAAUUACUAAAAGACAUUUUUGUCAAGGAUUUCAACAGUUUUGUCAAUAGGAGGGAUUUUAAUCAGUUGGAUGACCCGAUGAUACAAGAAUCUCUUUUGUCCAUCAAAGAUGACCAUUGGAGAUUUGUGAGAAACAUUAUCACACCAACCUUCAGCGGAAAAAAACUAAGAGAGAUGAAACCACUUAUAAGGCAAGCACAAGACAUAUUGUUGGAAAAUUUAGAAACGAAGGCAAAUAAUAAUGAAGACACUAACUUGAAAGAAACCUUUGGUGCCUUUACGCUGGAUGUCAUUGCCAGAACAUCAUUUGGUUUGGAAAUAAAUUCUCAAAAAGAUCCAAACGACCCAUUUAUAAAGCAUGCCAAAACCUACUCAGAUUCUACAAUCAUAGGAGUGUUGUUGGCAAUAUACAUGUUUUUUCCCUUCCUAACUUGGCUUCCACGCUUCCUCCAGUUCAUCGGAAUCAAUUUGACAAAAAAAUCAACAGAUUUCUUUGUGUCUGUAACUGGUGCGGCAUUGAAAGAAAGGCGACAAAAUCCAGGGAACCAUACAGACUUUUUAGAAAUCAUGGCAAAUGCACAGGCUGCUAAUGAAGAGUCACCUAAAACUGAGAACAUGGCUACCGGUAAAUGGUCAUCUGGACGAAAUGCUCUUUCUGACAAGGAGAUUAUGUCUCAAGCACUUCUGUUUUUCCUUGCGGGAUAUGAAACCACAGCUCUUACCUUGACUUUCGUCUUUUAUCACUUGGCCGUACAUGAAGACAUCUGUGACAAGGUUAUACAGGAAAUCGACGAUAAUCUGGGAAAGGAAUCCCCCGACUUUGAUAAUAUCAAAAAGUUAACAUACAUGGACAUGGUUAUUGACGAGACCCUGAGAAUAUUUCCCCCUGGAUCCAGAAUUGACCGGAUAGCAAGUCGAGAUGUUACCAUUGGCAACGUGAAGGUCCCUAAAGGCAUGAUUAUAAAUAUACCAGUAGGAGCUAUUCAUAUGGACUCGGAAUACUGGCCUGACCCGGAGAAAUUUGACCCAGAACGGUUUACCGAGGAGGCCAAAGCUGACAGGGACCCUUACACAUAUCUCCCAUUUGGCGCAGGACCCCGUAACUGUAUUGGUAUGCGGCUUGCAGUGAUGGAACAAAAAAUGUGCAUUGUUUCAGUCCUGCAGUCUUUCAGGCCAGUCCGCUCUGCUAGAACUGAUUGCCCACCAAAGAUCAGUAAAAUGGGAAACACCCCAACUGAGGAAGGGCUGUGGAUCAAGUUUGAGAAGAGGGACUGAGCUUUCCUGCAACUGCUGUCAAGACAGUGACACAUUUUAGUCUAAUAUCCUAUCUAUAUAUUAUUGUAUAAGAAAUGUCCUGUAGUUGUUUGUAAUUAGGCUAUGUGUGUAUAACAGCU
This is a messenger RNA of Ylistrum balloti, 1670 nucleotides long. RefSeq names its product cytochrome P450 3A24-like. Gene Ontology annotation, molecular function: heme binding; oxidoreductase activity, acting on paired donors, with incorporation or reduction of molecular oxygen; iron ion binding. The transcript has 14 exons. Lineage: Eukaryota; Metazoa; Mollusca; Bivalvia; Pectinida; Pectinidae. The record is from RefSeq and is a predicted model, not a curated record. The coding region runs from base 1 to 1551 and encodes 516 amino acids.